AUGGCUCCCGUCACCCAGACAGAAGAGUGCGACUACCUUGUCAUUGGUAUCGGCAGUGGAGGUAUCGCUUCAGCUCGUAGAGCAGCAAAGCAUGGCGCCAAGGUUAUUUCGAUCGAGUCGAAGCGUUACGGCGGUACUUGCGUGAACGUGGGUUGCGUACCCAAGAAGAUCACCUGGAAUGCGGCUGCCAUCGCCGAGACCUUCAAAGAUGCGAGGGCCUAUGGAUUCGGAGGAUACGACACUCCUACCUUCGACUGGCCUACUUUCAAGAAGAAGCGUGAUGCGUACGUCAAAAGGUUGAACGGAAUCUACGAGAACAACUUGAACAAGGAUGAGAUCAAGCACUACAAGGGCCGAGCCAAGUUUGUUGCGAAGGACGAGGUCGAGGUGGCACUGAACGAGGGAGGUACCCAGAGGAUAAAGGGAAAGCACAUCCUCAUUGCAACAGGCGGGCGUCCCAAAGUACCCGACAUUCCCGGAGCCGAGUUCUGCAUCGACAGCGAUGGUUUCUUCGAUCUCGAAACCCAGCCCAAGAGCAUCGCUACCAGCGGUGCAGGGUACAUUGGUGUAGAGAUGUCGGGCAUGAUGCACGCUCUAGGAACGGAGACACAUUUCUUCAUCCGAGGCCAGACGCUCCUGCGUACGUUUGACCCCAUGAUCCAGGAUACGGUAACCAAGGAGUAUGAGCGUCAGGGCGUCCACCUGUACAAGGGUUCGCAAAUUACAAAGGUGGAAGACAUUGGUAAUGGAAUGAAGCGAGUGACCUACCAGGAGACCGAAAGCAAGAAGGAGAGCACUCUCGAAGUCGAAUGCGUCUUGUUCGCCACGGGCCGCUCCCCGGAAGUGGAUGCUCUGCACAUCAAGGAUCUGGGUAUGAAAUUGAACGACAAGAACCACAUCAUGGUCGACGAAUACCAGAACACCAACAUCUCCAACAUCUACGCAAUUGGCGAUGCAUCCGAUAGUGGCUUCGAGCUGACCCCUGUCGCCAUUGCUGCAGGUCGCCGGCUGUCAGACCGUCUCUUUGGAGGCAAGCCUGACGCUCAUCUAUCGUAUGAGAACAUACCCUCUGUGGUGUUCGCUCACCCGGAAAUCGGGUCCAUCGGUCUCACCGAGCCUGCGGCCCGCGAGAAAUAUGGGGAUAAGGUGAAGAUCUAUAAGACGGAAUUCACGGGAAUGUACUACGCGAUGAUGGAGCAGGGGGAGAAGGGCCCAACGGCUUACAAGAUCAUCUGCGUCGGCGAGGAGGAGAAGGUGGUGGGCUUGCACAUCCUGGGCCAGGGUUCUUCAGAGAUCCUGCAGGGCUUCGGUGUGGCGAUCAAGAUGGGUGCCACCAAGAAGGAUUUUGACAACUGCGUGGCUAUCCACCCCGUCUCAGCAGAGGAACUGGUUACCAUGACCUAG
Paraphaeosphaeria sporulosa is the source of this 1404-nucleotide messenger RNA. RefSeq lists its product as uncharacterized. Gene Ontology annotation, molecular function: glutathione-disulfide reductase (NADPH) activity; flavin adenine dinucleotide binding; NADP binding. Gene Ontology annotation, biological process: glutathione metabolic process; cellular response to oxidative stress; cell redox homeostasis. Bases 1 to 1404 code for a protein of 467 amino acids. The transcript has 3 exons. Lineage: Eukaryota; Fungi; Ascomycota; Dothideomycetes; Pleosporales; Didymosphaeriaceae. Gene Ontology annotation, cellular component: cytosol; mitochondrion. The record is from RefSeq and is a predicted model, not a curated record.